Messenger RNA from Triticum turgidum subsp. durum (durum wheat), 852 nucleotides. Lineage: Eukaryota; Viridiplantae; Streptophyta; Magnoliopsida; Poales; Poaceae. The record is from the annotation of a GenBank genome assembly.
AUGCUCCGCCUGCCGGACUUCGCCGGCUCCAGGAGCAACUACGCCCUCCACAACAUGGGCCUCCUCACCCAGGCCGACGGAGGGCUCGGGUGCGGGCCGCCCGACAGGUUCGCCGUUGCCGACUUCGUCCUCAAUGGCGCCGCCAUCUUGCGGUUUCUCUCUGAGGAAGGGAAGUGGAAGGCGGUACGGCCGGUCCAUGGCAACCCAUCGCUCCCGCGCCCGAUGGAGAUGAACCAGGAGACGGUUGCCUUCGGCGGCCGCCUGUGGUGGGUCGACCUCACCUUGGGUGCCGUCUCCGUCGACCCCUUCGCCGACCGGCCGGAGAUCCGCUUCGUCGAGCUGCCCAGCGGCAGCGUGCUGCCCGCGCCUGCACGUGUGGACGAAGCAGACCCCUGCAAGGUCGAGGAACGGGGGCUGCUCAUUAUGGAGGUCACCAAUCGCCGGCGCAUCGGCGUGAGCGAGGGGAGGCUGCGCUACGCCGAGGUGACUCCCGGCGGGCCAUUUCUGCUCAGCUCAUAUGCGCUCGACGACGACGAGGGCACCGGCUGGAAGCUGGAGCACCAGGUGGCACUCAGGCGGGCGUUGGCGGACGGAGGCUACUCGGCACAGGCGGCGCCGCAGAUCGCCGUCCUUGACCCCGUCGACGCCAACAUCAUUUACCUCAAGGUCGGCAAGGACGUCGUCGUGGUGGACAUGCAUAACGGGAAUGUGAUUCGGGGCUGUCGGCUUCAAGGAGAGUACAUUUCUCUUGUACCAUGCGUGCUUCCACCAUGGCUUGGAUCAAGCCGGAUCCCCGCCGAAGGCAAGAAGGAUGGCAUGGAAGUGACAGAUGAUCUGGUCAGUAGCGCCUAG